This is a messenger RNA of Dendronephthya gigantea, 1090 nucleotides long. RefSeq lists its product as uncharacterized. The coding region runs from base 260 to 1090 and encodes 276 amino acids. The transcript has a single exon. The record is from RefSeq and is a predicted model, not a curated record. Lineage: Eukaryota; Metazoa; Cnidaria; Anthozoa; Malacalcyonacea; Nephtheidae.
AUAACCUAUCAGAAUAUUCCGCUAGGGACAAAUGCUGGCAAGGAGAGAAUGUCAAAUUGUUGACCGCUAAUCUAUUGGGUCAAAACGAAAUUAAAUUCAAUUUCCUGGUUAUUUCCCUUUUAGUUUUGUAAGGAAAUUAAUGUUUCCAUAUAUGCAGGACCCUUAAAAACAAAUAUAAUUUAGUUAGAGGUUACCCCUCAGCUAUCUUGAAGAAUUUUAAUUAAACUCUGUUUGGAAGAACAUUGAAUUGAAAGCGAGAAUGUGUAAUACAACAAGAUGCCUUGCAAGUCUAUCCCUGUUGGUUUACAACAUGCUGUACUUUUUUCAAGUCUCUGUUCUGGUAUACUAUAUGGCGGAACACGUGCAUAGUCUGAUGGCUUUAACUAUCAUCGUGUUCAUGGCCUCUCCUGCCUAUCUUCUCGCUAAUCGUUGUUUCUGUACUUCUGAAGCACGAAAAAAUGCCAUCAGAUGGAUGUGGGUUCCAUGGUUCCUUUACAACUUGGCACUUGUGGCGUCAGUCGCACUCAUUUUCACAAAAGUGAUAGAUAAGGUCGACAAUACGGAUUUCUGGGGUCCAAAUACAUUAAAAACAUUACUGUGUAUAACUCCCGUGCUGCUGAUGUUAUUGUUGAACGGUAUAAUACCAGCUGGGAAUCAGAAAUUGGUUCAAAGAAUAACAGCUAACAUCGUUUUAGACCUUUUCGAUGCCAUCGAAAUGCUAGAAAUAAUUUUACUGCAAAAAUGUGGGGCGUUUCAUUUACCAAAGUUACUAGAACGAUGCAUUCUUGCAUUUGUAUCUCUGGCGAUUUUGCUUUCUUCUCUGGCGUUGUUUCAACAUAAAGUAAAGCCGCUCACAGAUGAAAUUGCUAUCAGACGAAAGACGGUGAUAUUUCGUACAUCACUCCAGGUGUUUCUCGUGAAUUUGGCGUUUCUGAUCAUUAGAUCAUUGGUGUGGAUCAACUAUGGUUACGAUGCCUCGAUAUUUAUUACCAAGAAUGUGCUGGCAAUUUUGAUAUGUUUGAGUGAAAUUUUUGCAAAAUUCGAGUGGUGUGGAUGUGGAAACAGAUCCUAUGAAACAUUCACGGUGUAA